UUUCUUUCUCUCUCACUUUUCUGACACAUAGUCCCCGGAAUCUCAAUUUCCGACCGGUCAUAUUUCCGUCAAAGAAGCUGACACAACCUUUCUUUUCCUCCUUUAACUCUUUCUCAUAUAACAUCUCUUGGUUACACAUUUCACAAACCAAUAAAAGCGCUCUUACCCUGCAAUUCUUCCACCUACAACUGCACUCAAAUUAACCUUUGCACCACACAUAAUAGUAAAGGGGAAGUUGGAGGUUGAAAGGUUGAGUUCGUAGUUGAAGUUUGGCGUAGUUAGAGCACACAGUUGCAGACAUUAAAAGCAAAGGCAGCAGUUACAACAAUUCGCACGGAUUGCUGCAUAAGAUACAUGGCGUAAAGCACAAGGAAAGUGGAGAUGGUGCUGGUGUUGCUGUUGGGGACUUGAGUGCAAAGUUUUUAUUAUUAUAUAUGUGCCCAUAAGCAUCAAAGAGUGUUUCAGAGAAUGUACAGCGCCUAGGGGAAGAUGAAACACUGUCGAGAUUUGAUGCCAUGCCAUACCUUUCUUUCUUUCUUUUUUUAUUUUUUUAUUUUCCCUUCUUUUCAGCUUUCAGCCGUUACAAGGCCUCUUCAUGCCUUUCCCACUCUUGUACUUUCUUUAACUCUUGUCUUCCUUCAAGACAAGUGCAUAUAAGCUGAGUUAUGGUUCUCAGUAAAAACGUGGAACCUGCUUUGCCAUAAACCUUUUAGUUUAUCCCUUGUUGGAAUCUCUCACCUCUUGCUCCUCCAUCUCCACUUUCAGACUUACGUAAGUGAAGCUUCUUUCCUUAUUUUCUUCAGAACUAUUUGGCAAGUUCAAUGAAGGAUCCAGCGGAGGAUCAAGUGAAAUCUAGAAGAGCCCUUCAGAGAUCAAAAGACCUUAGAAGAAGAGAUAGAAGAAGAGGCCAAUGCAAGCAAGAUAAAUUACAAGAAACAGGACUUGACUCACAAUUCAUUUCCUCUGCUUGCAAAAGUCUUGUGUUUCCUGCCAGACCUGGCUAUGGCCAGCUGGGGACAAAGUGUCUGGUCAAAGCUAAUCAUUUCCUGGCAGAUAUAUCAGCUUCUGACUUGAGCCAUUACAAUGUUACAAUAACACCUGAAGUCACUUCUCGUAAAACAAGCAAAGCCAUCAUAUCUGAGUUGGUGAGGCUUCACAGGAACACUGACUUGGGGAUGAGGCUUCCUGUUUAUGAUGGAGGAAGAAAUCUCUACACUGCUGGUUUGCUUCCAUUUGCAUACAAAGAGUUCUCCAUAACAUUGAGCCAGGAUGACGAGGGUACUGGUGGUACCAGGGAAAGAGAAUUUGAAGUGGUGAUAAAGUUUGCAGCUCGUGUCAGCAUGCAUCAAUUACGUGAGCUUCUGAGUGGGAAACAAGUGGACACCCCGCAAGAGGCGCUUACUGUCAUUGACAUUGUAUUGAGGGAGCUUGCAGCUCAGAGCUUCGUGUCAAUUGGGAGGUUUCUCUAUUCUCCGGAUUUAAGAAAACCACAGCAGUUAGGUGGUGGUCUGGAAUCAUGGCGCGGCUUCUACCAAAGUAUAAGGCCUACUCAGAUGGGAUUGUCCCUUAAUAUUGACAUGUCAUCAAUGGCUUUUAUUGAACCACUCCCUGUAAUUGACUUUGUUGCUCAAAUUUUGGGAAAAGACGUGCUCUCAAAGCCACUGUCAGAUGCAGAUCGUGUCAAGAUUAAGAAAGCCUUAAGAGGUGUGAAAGUCGAAGUUACACAUAGAGGAAGUUUUCGAAGGAAGUACAGAAUUACAGGAUUGACAUCACAACCUACAAGGGAACUCAAUUUCCCUGUCGACGAGAAAAUGAACAUGAAAUCAGUGGUUGAUUACUUUCAAGAAAUGUAUGGAUAUACUAUUAUAUAUUCUCAUCUACCCUGCCUUCAAGUAGGAAGUCAAAAGAAGGUGAACUAUUUGCCUAUGGAGGCAUGUAAGAUAGUUGGAGGUCAGAGAUAUACAAAAGGACUUAACGAAAAGCAGAUAACUUCUCUGCUGAAGGUCUCAUGCCAGAGACCACGUGAACAAGAGACAGACAUUCUACAGACACUUCAAGAAAAUAAUUAUGAGUAUAAUCCCUAUGUAAAGGAGUUUGGUAUCAGCAUUGACAACAAACUUGCAUCAGUUGAAGCUCGGGUUCUUCCUGCUCCAUGGUUGAAAUAUCACGACACUGGAAGAGAGAAAGAACACUUGCCACAAGUUGGUCAAUGGAACAUGAUGAACAAGAAAGUUAUAAACGGAAGCACUGUAAGAUAUUGGGCAUGUAUCAAUUUCUCACGAAGUAUCCAAGAAAUUGCUCGCGGGUUUUGCCAACAGUUGGUUCAAAUGUGCCAAAUCUCAGGCAUGGAAUUUAGUCUAGAUCCUGUGAUUCCUAUAUACACAGCAAGACCUGAUAUGGUAAAGAAAGCCUUGAAGUACGUACAUUCUGCUGUGCGAGAUAAACUUGGUGGGAAAGAACUAGAGUUGUUGAUUGCCAUUCUUCCAGACAACAAUGGCUCUCUGUAUGGUGAUCUCAAAAGAAUCUGCGAAACAGAUCUGGGAUUGAUUUCUCAGUGCUGUCUUUCAAAACACGUGUUCAAGAUCAAUAGACAGUAUCUGGCAAAUGUGGCCUUAAAGAUCAAUGUCAAGUUGGGAGGAAGGAACACAGUACUUUUGGAUGCCUUGAGUUGGAGGAUCCCAUUGGUUAGUGACAUUCCAACAAUAAUUUUCGGAGCUGAUGUGACUCAUCCAGAAUCUGGAGAGGACCCUUGUCCAUCCAUUGCUGCUGUUGUAGCCUCCCAGGACUGGCCGGAAGUAACAAAGUAUGCAGGAUUAGUAUGUACUCAGCCUCAUCGUGAGGAACUCAUUCAAGAUCUUUUUAAAUGUUGGAAGGAUCCUCAUCAUGGUGUAGUUUAUGGUGGCAUGAUCAGAGAGCUGUUACUCUCGUUUAAGAAGGCAACUGGACAAAAACCACUGAGAAUAAUAUUUUACAGGGAUGGCGUAAGUGAAGGACAAUUCUACCAGGUUUUGUUGUAUGAGCUUGAUGCCAUUCGUAAGGCUUGUGCAUCUUUGGAACCGAGUUACCAACCUCCGGUAACAUUUGUUGUGGUUCAGAAACGGCAUCACACCAGACUAUUCUCAAACAAUCAUGACGACAGAAACAGCACUGAUAAGAGUGGGAAUAUCUUACCUGGUACCGUGGUGGAUUCCAAGAUCUGUCAUCCGACGGAAUUCGAUUUCUAUUUAUGCAGUCAUGCUGGAAUUCAGGGUACAAGUAGACCAGCUCAUUAUCAUGUUCUGUGGGACGAGAACAAUUUCAGCGCUGAUGAGAUUCAAUCUCUGACCAACAACUUGUGCUACACAUAUGCAAGAUGUACUCGAUCUGUUUCUGUAGUGCCUCCUGCGUACUAUGCUCACUUGGCAGCAUACAGAGCUCGUUUCUACAUGGAACCAGAUGUUCAUGAGAUUGGUAAAUCUCGAGGUGGUAGAUCAAAAGAUGAGUCAGUUCGGCCACUACCAGCUCUGAAAGAGAAGGUGAAGAAUGUGAUGUUUUACUGUUGAAUGAGAAGCGAUAGAGAGACUUCCACGUAGAGAAACAGCAGCAAAUGUAGGAAAAGGAAAUUGAAAUUAAUACAAGAUGUACAACCUAACCUGCUCAUAAUUCAUAAUUCUCUGCAUGGAAUUUUUUGACCAAGUCUAGGUUGUUUUUCAGUCCUUCUAGUGCUUAGGGAAGCUUAUUAUGUAGAAAUUACUCGUAUAUCGGUUUUCGAGCUUCAGAGCAUGUGCUGGUGGAAUUACCUUAUAUUUUAACAUGAAGUGAAAAAAGGUGUAAAAAUAGUGAAAUUGUUAAGCACUAUUGUUUGGACUAAACACUAUAAGUUCAUACUCCAAUCCUUUUAUAA
Vigna angularis (adzuki bean) is the source of this 3883-nucleotide messenger RNA. Its product is annotated as protein argonaute PNH1. NCBI's taxonomy places the organism in Eukaryota, Viridiplantae, Streptophyta, Magnoliopsida, Fabales, Fabaceae. The record is from RefSeq and is a predicted model, not a curated record. Gene Ontology annotation, molecular function: RNA binding; protein binding. The transcript has 25 exons. Gene Ontology annotation, cellular component: cytoplasm. The coding region runs from base 822 to 3542 and encodes 906 amino acids. Gene Ontology annotation, biological process: regulatory ncRNA-mediated post-transcriptional gene silencing.